This is a messenger RNA of Plasmopara halstedii, 156 nucleotides long. RefSeq lists its product as uncharacterized. The coding region runs from base 1 to 156 and encodes 51 amino acids. NCBI's taxonomy places the organism in Eukaryota, Oomycota, Peronosporomycetes, Peronosporales, Peronosporaceae. The record is from RefSeq and is a predicted model, not a curated record. The transcript has 2 exons.
AUGGCAGCAAAUUGUAUUGAACCAAUUCAAGGCCUUCAAGACAAGCGACCGCCGCGCUCAAUAGAGCUGUGGCCGGUGUCUGGUGAAGUGGACCGAAGUUCUAACCUUAAAAUAUAUGGAAGUCGAGGUCCUCUGUGGCAAAAAUUUCCCCGUUGA